Molecule: messenger RNA, 2758 nt
Organism: Neodiprion virginianus
Lineage: Eukaryota; Metazoa; Arthropoda; Insecta; Hymenoptera; Diprionidae
Gene: Cib2
Product: calcium and integrin-binding family member 3
Exons: 4
Coding region: 1402-1992 (196 amino acids)
Molecular function (GO): calcium ion binding
Source: RefSeq, a predicted model, not a curated record
GUAGAUCUCCAAUAAUUGAUGAAUUCUAGGCAAACUUUUAACGUUCUGCCUGUAGUUGUACAACAUCAGAUUAUUCUUUACAACUGUUUAUGAUUAUAAUCAAGUAGUUUUUUGAAAUAGUUUCACAGAACAGUGAUGAUGUUACAGGACGCAUAGUGCGUAAAUUUUGUCUCUUCAAGUCAGUUUUUGUUGAAACUCGCUUUUUUGUCACCUUUCCAACAAAGAGUCACCUGUUCCAACUAUUUUGUGAUAAUAUUGAUUAAUUUUUCGGAAAACCCUCUAGAAUGACAAUUUACUAAACCGUCCAAAAUAUUGAACUUUCGCAAAGCCCAGGUCCACAGUUUCGAUUGAAGCCGAUCUCUGUGCCAAAGAUGCGCAAUUUUUUUUUUUAAGCAUGUUUUGGAUGAUUGGAAUUUCGUGUUUUAGAUUUGCUCCCGAACUUGUUAUAUGAAUGCACUUAUCGAAAAAUAAAUCUAUAAUUUCUUAACAAGUUUUUCAGCCCAUCUCGUCUCAUAAUAUGAAUUAAUUUUUCAGCACAUCUGAAACCUGACCUUCCAAUUUUUACAAGCUUUUGUGCUUGUAUGCUUUAUUUUAUUGUAAUUUAAUGACCUGGAUAUAGCUGUACCGAUAUAAUUGAGGAAUUGAUGAUUUUUUUUAAUUAGAAAUUUUGGCUAUUCUAAUAAUCUCAUUAAUAACACAUUAUACACGCCUAGAGCUGAACCGACAUUAAACCUAAGAUUCUAUACCUCAAAAUUAAGUGUCUCAUCUUGCAGAAAUAUCUAAUUUUUUAAACACUUUUUGUCACUAAUCAGUCACUUUACUAAUAAUCAUAGUCACUUUUCUUACUUUUGUUGCGCAAGUAGACCGCUGUGAAUUCUAGUAUUAUGAAAACCUAGAAAUAGGGACAUUAUAAGCAGCUGAAGCUUGAGUAAUUAUUAUCCAAAAUAUUGCAUCUGAUACCGUUAAUUUUUGUGCAUUGGCAUAAUUCAUCAUAGAAAACAAAUAAUAUUAAAUCAAGCCGUAAUAAAUAUUCCUGCGUUGAUUCAGGCAAGGAUCGCGUGUAACUGAAGAAUAAUAUGUGACGAGAAAAAAAGUAAGGGUGUGGGUGUGGUUAAAUAUCGAUGUUAUCAUUAGCUUAAAGGGUGAGGCAGAGCAUCCGCCAAAAAUGGGAGCGCCGUUCGGCUCACCUUCAGAAUCACAAUCAGACGGUAUUCGGAAUUUGACACAGUCACAGACCGUUGCGGUUCUUAUUGUUAGAUUCAUUUAUCGAAUUGACGUUAUUCCUCAAAUAAUUUUGAGUGAAAUAAUAUCAUUUAAAUAAGUUUUACUACAAGUAUAAUUUAAAAUAGCUACACACUUAGUCAACUAUCUAGUCCGCUGCAGUGUUGGGUUUCGUUAAGCAUGGGGAAUAAAGUAGCUACUUUUACCGAAGAACAACUCGAGGAUUAUCAAGAUUGUACUUUUUUUACUCGUAAAGAAAUAUUGAGAAUUCAUAAAAGGUUUCGUGAUAUGGGUGACCCAGGAACUGUACCACGAGUGAUGUCAGCCCAAGACGCAGCAAAUUUACGUCUGCCCUUAUCGUGCGUUACGCGUCUCCCGGAGCUGAGGGAAAAUCCGUUUAUGGAACGGAUUGCCGAAGUUUUCACCAAGUGUCGAGAUCCCGGCUGGAGUUUGGACGAAGGUAUAUGCUUUGAGGAAUUCUUGGAAAUGAUGUCCGUAUUUUCAGAACACGCGUCGCGCGAUUUGAAAGUGUUCUAUGCGUUUAAAAUUUAUGAUUUUGACGAAGACGGAGUGCUGGGACUCGGUGACUUAGAACGCACUUGUCGACAAUUAGUCAGAGGAGCUCUCAGUGCUGAGGAAGUAGCCACAAUCUGUCGCAAGGUAUUGGAGGAAAGUGACAUCGAUGGAGACGGUUCUCUAUCCUAUUUAGAGUUCGAGCACGUCAUCACAAGGGCCCCAGAUUUUCUGGCGACGUUUCACAUACGAAUUUAAUAUAGAUAAGAAAUUCCUAAACAGAAUAAUAGAAAAUUUAGAACGGAAUCAAGUAUGAAAAAAAUAUAUAUACAUGGGUACGUCCAAUACUUUUCGACCGCAGCCUGCGGGCUUGGGUCAGCGAUUCGGCUUCUGAUUUUCUUCAAGAGAGUAGGUUAUAAAAGAAGACGAUUCCCCAAAUUUGAGCUUAAUAUAAGAAAAUCUGGUGGCUAUAGAAAUUUUGGAAGUUUUUAAUAAUUCAAUUCUUUAGUUAUUUUCACGAUUUUUUCACGAGAGCUCUAUGGGGCUUAAAGACUCGAAUCAAACGGCAUUCCCCUUCUCUGACCUUGUAUUUUGAGGAAAAAAAUAGUUUUUUACUCCAAAGCAAAAUCCAGUUUAAUUAGGACCCUUUUCAUGAACUGCUAUUUUAGCAAAAUUUCGCAUAACUUUGAAACGCUGCCACGUCAAGAAUUUUCCAAGUAGACAGCCAAUCGACGGCACAAAUUUUUCGUCUAGGUAUACUUUAUCACUACCUACAAGAAUUAUUAUUAAUUACCACGUUCCUUUUUAUAUACGGCCUCGCAAAACCAACUGAUUUCUGAAAAAUUGCUUCUUUCAGAUAGCUGUAACUUUUUUCUAUCAACUCGAAAUCGCUUGAAAUUUUCAGGGAAAAUACUUCAUUCUAUCCCCAAACAACGCUGAAAAUUUCCAGCUGGGAGUCGAAGUUGUUAACGAGCUGUGAAUUUUCAAAAUGUUCAAGUUUCCCACAUAAUAUUUCAUAAUUCAU